Drosophila innubila is the source of this 902-nucleotide messenger RNA. Its product is annotated as UDP-GalNAc:beta-1,3-N-acetylgalactosaminyltransferase 1-like. Bases 28 to 798 code for a protein of 256 amino acids. NCBI's taxonomy places the organism in Eukaryota, Metazoa, Arthropoda, Insecta, Diptera, Drosophilidae. Gene Ontology annotation, molecular function: hexosyltransferase activity. The record is from RefSeq and is a predicted model, not a curated record. The transcript has a single exon. Gene Ontology annotation, cellular component: membrane.
UAGAUCAACUGACAAAAAAAAAUAAAUAUGAUAGUGAAUAAUCAAUGGACUAUGAUGCUGGAAUUACAUUCAAUCCGCUGUUUGAUUUUAUGGUUGAAUUUAUGUUUGGUUAUCUAUCUGCUCAUGCCGAAUCCUCCUCAGAUACUGUCACAACAAGUGACUACAGUGGAUAUCAGCGAUGUGUACAGUGAAAAGCCCCAACAGUUAAUCGAUUUGCACAAUUUUGAUUAUUUAAUCAAUCAACGUUCAUGCGAAUCACAUGUCCACACACUCAUCAUGAUACACUCAGCCCCCUCGAACAUUGAGAAGCGCACAGUUAUACGACAAACUUGGGGCGGAGAGUCUGUAAUAUCUGUGAAUUCUUCACUACGCCUCUUCUUUCUCUUCGGUGCCGUGGAGGAUGCUGAUCAGCAAUCUUUGCUACGGGAGGAACAUGCACUUCAUGGCGAUCUGCUGCAGGGCAACUUCCUGGAUGCGUACUUCAAUUUGACCUACAAGCAUGUGAUGGCUCUCAAAUGGUUUGCAAAUCACUGCAAGCAGGCACAGCUGCUACUCAAAGUCGACGAUGAUAUCUAUCUGAAUACGCCACUGUUGUUGCACCACAUGCAACUGCCACUUGCUGCACUGCCAGCGUUGUUGCACCAGCAAGAGAAGCUGCUGUUGUGUGCCAAGCAGGAAAAUGACCGUGUGCUACGUUCCUAUUCCUCCAAGUGGCGUGUCAGUUUCAGGGAAUAUUCUGAUCGUUUUUAUCCGCCAUUUUGUCCGGGAUUUGCCGUUGUCUACUCCCGGAUGUGGUGAGGCGUCUCUAUUGGGCAGCCCAGAGUUCCAGCUUUUUUCGACUGGAUGAUGUGUUCGUUACAGGGUUGCUAUCCAAGCGCAGCAAUAUAUCCAUCACAGACCUA